Molecule: messenger RNA, 948 nt
Organism: Dipodomys ordii (Ord's kangaroo rat)
Lineage: Eukaryota; Metazoa; Chordata; Mammalia; Rodentia; Heteromyidae
Product: olfactory receptor 2M3
Exons: 1
Coding region: 1-948 (315 amino acids)
Biological process (GO): G protein-coupled receptor signaling pathway
Cellular component (GO): membrane
Molecular function (GO): G protein-coupled receptor activity; olfactory receptor activity
Source: RefSeq, a predicted model, not a curated record
AUGGCUUGGGGAAACUGGACUUUCAACUCUGACUUCAUCCUGCUAGGAGUUUUCGAUCACAGCCCCAUUCACACGUUGCUCUUCUCUGUCGUUUUCUGCAUCUUUAUGUUGGCUCUCCUGGGAAACUCAACCAUGGUUCUCCUCAUCUACCUGGACAGGCAGCUCCACACCCCCAUGUACUUCUUCCUCAGUCAACUCUCCCUCAUGGAUCUCACGCUCAUAUGUACCACGGUGCCCAAGAUGGCCUUUAACUACUUGUCUGGCAACAAGUCCAUCUCUCUGGCAGGUUGCGGCACCCAGAUAUUCUUCUACGUGACUCUACUUGGUGCCGAAUGUUUCCUCUUGGCCUCAAUGGCCUAUGAUCGUUACGUGGCCAUUUGCCACCCACUAAGAUACCCCGUUCUGAUGAGCCAGAAAGUCUGUGCUCUCAUGGCAGCUGCUUCCUGGAUUCUUGGCUCCCUUGAUGGCAUAAUUGAAGUUGCAGCCACAUUAUCUUUUUCCUAUUGUGGUGCCCGGGAAAUACCUCACUUUUUCUGCGAUGUUCCUUCCCUUCUCCCUCUCUCUUGCACGGACACGUUGACCUUUGAAAGGAUGAUCUUUAUUUGCUGUGUGGUUAUGCUUCUCUGCCCUGUAGCUGUCAUCAUUGCGUCUUAUGUGCGUGUUAUUGUGACUGUCAUCCGCAUGGGAUCUGGGGAGGGUCGCCACAAAGCUUUCGCCACCUGCUCCUCCCACCUCAUGGUGGUGGGAAUGUACUAUGGUGCAGCCAUGUUCAUAUACAUGCGGCCGGCCUCUGGGCGUUCACCCACCCAGGACAAGAUGGUGUCUGCCUUCUACACGAUCCUCACGCCCAUGCUGAACCCCCUUAUCUACAGCCUCCGCAACCGAGAGGUGACCAGAGCUUUCAUGAAGGUAUUAGGGAAAGGCAAAUCUGGAGAGGGAGUAGUCUAG